UUGCAUGUAAAAUCUAUUUUAUGCCCAUUCUAUGUCUGAAAUAUUUCUAAAUUUAUAUUCUGGAGAUUAUUGAAAAACAAGAAGUUAAUUUUACAUAUACUCCAUGGAUAGCUAUAUGCCUUGUAUUCUUACUGGCUUCAUAUUUUAUGCCUUUGGUUUAAAAUGGUGUUAUGAAUAUGCUAAAUAUUGGGUAUCUCUAAGACCUAGAGAUGAUUCACGUACAACAAAGGGACUAAGAUUUAUAGAAAGAUGUGAGAAACUUAUAAACAGACAUCCUAUAGAAGGAAGUUUAAAACUAAUAGCUACUGCUGUGGGAUUAGCUGGUACAAUAACUGGUGGUUUACAACAAGUUGGAACUGUGUCUCCAAAAGUUGUACUUGCUACAAUCUAUUUAUUCUUUGCAUUCUCUGGUUUGGUUGAUGUCUUGAAUUUUUAUUUCCCUCAUAAUGUAAGUGAAGGAUUAGUAAAAUUGGCACUUGCUCAAAGCUUUUUCAUAGAAGGAUUUCUUUUCUUGUGGGGAAGUGUUGGAAACAAUGCAUUAGUUGAUAGAAUUUUGGCAUUAAUAGUAUGGACAACAUCUUUGGCUAUUACUUUAGAACUUGUGUGGCCUGAAUUGAAGCUUCUAAGAGGGUGUACGACAUUACUUCAUGGUGGUUGGAUAGCUCAUGUAGUUCGUGUAUAUCAUACAGUGCCAAUAUUACCAGAAGGUAUUGCUCUGAUAUUUUCUUGGCAUGUAGCUGCUGCUUCAGCUGUGACAUUAUGUGUAGUAGCAGCAACAAGAAGUUGUGCUCCUAAACUUAUGAUGGAAGAACCACCAGAGAUACCUAUUUAUGAUUAUUGUCAAGAACCAGAUCAGAGAAUGUAGAAUCCAAGUAAAUGGAUACAAUUUUGUGCCAAUCUGAAAUUUUUAUAGUAUGCACAAAAGUAAUAUUUUUAGAGUAGUAUAUUAAUAGUACUGUAGUGCCAGCAAAUCAAACAUUGUAAACCAAUCAUAAUUUUUACACGCAGUAUUAGUAUUUUUUUACUUAAUAUUUAUAACUUCAUUUUAUAAUACAAUGAACGACUCUAUUUUUAACUAUAUUUAUACAAAUGCGAUAGCAUAAACAAUUUUAUAAUAAUAUCUUCAAAUUAUAGGUAAAAUACUCAUUAGGAAUUAAGAGGUGCCUUAUUAUUAUUGUUCACUUAUUUAUUAAUAGAAAAACAUGUAUUUUUUAUCUUUUGUAAUAUGUUUUCUAUCCUCCAUAAAUCUAUUAUAUGUGCAAAAGUCAUGUAACUAUAUGUAUAAUGUAAAUAAAUCAUUUUAGUAAACUACAUAAAGUAA
Molecule: messenger RNA, 1321 nt
Organism: Frieseomelitta varia
Lineage: Eukaryota; Metazoa; Arthropoda; Insecta; Hymenoptera; Apidae
Product: transmembrane protein 45B-like
Exons: 2
Coding region: 104-865 (253 amino acids)
Source: RefSeq, a predicted model, not a curated record